CAGUCUGAGCUCGGUGUCGCUUCUACCUCAGCUCCACACGUUGACAGCCACUGCUCACGGUAAGUUUCCACCACUCCGGAAAACUUUAGCCCAUUCAGCGGAGUUAAGACCAGAGCAUCGGCCAGACUCACUUCUCGUUCCCAAUCAUUCUUCUGACUACAAGACUGAUUUAAAAAUGGCCAACAGAGGAACCGUCAAACCCACUGGUAACUUCAACACCAGUGCAGACGCCGAGGUCCUGCACAAGGCUAUGAAAGGACUGGGGACUGACGAGGAUGCCAUCUUGCAGCUGUUGACUGCUCGCAGCAAUACCCAGAGGCAGGAGAUCAAGAACACCUAUAAAACCCUCUUCGGAAAGGAUCUGAUAAAUGACCUAAAAGGAGAGCUUGGGGGUAAAUUUGAAAGCCUUAUUGUGGCUUUAAUGACACCACCCCUCGCCUAUGAUGUCACAUCCCUUCGUGAUGCCAUUAAGGGUGCUGGAACCGAUGAGAAAGUGCUGAUUGAGAUCCUGGCUUCCAGAACGGCCCAUCAAGUGAAGGAAAUAGUGGCUGCAUACAGAAAGGAGUAUGACGACAACCUGGAGGAGGACAUAUGUGGAGACACUUCAGGACACUUCAAGAGACUUCUGGUCAUUCUGCUGCAGGGGAACAGGCAGACUGGCAUCCAGGAGGGAAACAUUGAGGCUGAUGCUCAGGCACUAUUCAAGGCGGGAGAGGAGAAGUUCGGCACAGAUGAGCAAUCUUUUGUGACAAUCUUGGGCAAUCGCAGUGCAGAGCACCUGAGGAAAGUGUUUGAUGCGUACAUGAAAAUGUCUGGAUUUGAGAUCGAGGAAAGCAUUCAAAGGGAGACAUCAGGAAAUCUCAGGGCACUGCUUCUUGCUGUUGUCAAGUGUGCCAGGAGCAUUCCAGCUUAUUUUGCCGAAAGCCUGUACUAUGCUAUGAAGGGAGCAGGGACAGAUGACGCCACUCUGAUCAGAGUGAUGGUGACUCGCAGUGAGGUGGACAUGUUGGACAUCAGAAAGGAGUUUAGGAGGCUGUUUGCCUGCUCCCUGCACUCCAUGAUUAAGGGUGACACCAGUGGAGACUAUCGUAAGGCUUUACUGUUGCUCUGUGGAGGUGACGAUGCAUGAACACAAACAUAGUUUUUAAAGAUGUGCCUUCGCCUGUGGAAGUCUCUUUUCAUAUGAAUCAUGCUUGUGAGUGACAGACGGCUCUCAGGUCUAAAACUAUAUCUUCUCCAAUAACAUGUCUGAAUGGUAGCUAACAUUGUACCUAUGACAGAGUAUGAAAGCAGCUUUGGUCUACUAAUAUUUUACCACUGAAGUCAUUAUGUUAUAAUUUUAAAAACAAAUUGUUAUUGUCUCGUUGCACUUUGUAACCAUUAAAUGCAAUAAUAAACUGAAUUCAUCAAGUAA
Periophthalmus magnuspinnatus is the source of this 1414-nucleotide messenger RNA. It is a transcript of the gene anxa5b, whose product is annotated as annexin A5b. The record is from RefSeq and is a predicted model, not a curated record. Gene Ontology annotation, biological process: negative regulation of coagulation. The transcript is spliced from 13 exons. Lineage: Eukaryota; Metazoa; Chordata; Actinopteri; Gobiiformes; Gobiidae. The coding region runs from base 176 to 1129 and encodes 317 amino acids. Gene Ontology annotation, molecular function: calcium ion binding; calcium-dependent phospholipid binding. Gene Ontology annotation, cellular component: cytoplasm.